AUGAAACUCGCAAAUCCAGUUCGCCAAGUUGCAGUUAUUGGGGCAGGGCCAUCAGGUCUGGCUGCUUUGAAGUUCCUACUGGCAGAGAAACACUUUGAUCGCAUUGAUGUGUUCGAACAAAGAAGCUCCGUGGGAGGUGUCUGGAAUUAUACUCCCAGCUCCGCCAAAGUUGGAGUGGCCUCGACUAUCCCUCAUCUUGAUCCACAUGAACCUGCGGAGAAGCCGACCUGGAUCAAAGAAGGAGAUGGCUCGUCCCAAGCCGUCUUCGUGUCCCCUCUAUAUGACAGACUCGAGACCAAUAUUCCAAAGGAGUUGAUGUGUUACUCUGAUCAACCUUUUCCGCGGGAUGCUCAGCUGUUUCCCAAGCACCGCACUGUGAAACAGUACUUGGAAGAAUAUGCCGAGGCUAUAAAGAGCCACAUCCACUUUGAAACACAAGUAGUGGAUGUCAAGUUGAAGGACCCCAAGUUGAGCAUUUGGGAUGUUACGACGCUUGAUCUCCAUAAAUGUCUUAAUACCACUCAGACCUAUGAUGCAGUGGUUGUGGCAAGUGGCCAUUUCACUGUUCCUUUUCUUCCUGACAUUCCUGGGAUCAAAGAUUGGGAUCAGUCAUACCCUGAGACCAUCUCGCACUCCAAAUACUACGACUCCCUAGAGUCCUUUGCAGACAAGAAAGUUGUUAUAGUAGGGAAUUCUGCUUCGGGACUUGAUAUUGGCGCCCAGAUAAACCAGGUGAGUGCUGGACCGGUCAUUAUGUCCCAGCGCUCGGAGUCAUACCUCGCAGCAUCUGCACCAUCGGAUAAGAUCAUCUGCCCAGAAAUCAUUGAGUUUCUCUCACCAACCAAAUAUAAACGAGGCCUGCGAUUUGCGAAUGGUCGUAUUGAAGAAGAUGUUGACGCAGUUAUUUUCUGCACGGGCUAUUUCUACUCGUACCCUUUUCUUGCAUCCCUGAAUCCAGCAGUUGUCACUCAUGGGUGGCGAACCAUACACGUUUACCAGCAACUCUUCUAUUCCGAGCAUCCCACGCUCGUAUUUCCAGUUCUUGCACAGCGUGUUAUUCCAUUCCCAAUGGCGGAGAACCAAGCAGCUGUCUUCUCCCGUGUUUGGUCCCAACGACUUGAGCUCCCUUCAAAGGCAGAGAUGCAGGCAUGGGAAGAUUCACAAGUGGCAAACAAGGGAGAUGGGAAAAUCUUUCACCUACUCCCAUUCCCGAUGGAUGCUGAUUAUUUGAACUUCAUGUAUACCUGGGCUGCAUCCGCCAAGUCACGCCAGGGGCUUUCAAAUGAUGGGCACGGCAAGCGGGGAACCUUUUGGGGAGAGCGGGAACGGUGGAUGCGUGCACUAUUCCCAGAGAUCAGAAGAGCCUUUGUACAGAGAGGAGAAGAGAGGGGGACUAUCAAGACCUUAGAGGAGCUCGGUUUCAUUUUUGAUGAACACAAGUUCAAGAGCAGUAUAUAG
This is a messenger RNA of Penicillium daleae, 1458 nucleotides long. Its product is annotated as putative flavin dependent monooxygenase. Gene Ontology annotation, molecular function: flavin adenine dinucleotide binding; NADP binding; N,N-dimethylaniline monooxygenase activity. Bases 1 to 1458 code for a protein of 485 amino acids. Lineage: Eukaryota; Fungi; Ascomycota; Eurotiomycetes; Eurotiales; Aspergillaceae. The record is from RefSeq and is a predicted model, not a curated record. The transcript is spliced from 2 exons.